AUGGCACAUGAUGGAUUAUCAGCAGUAGCCUUGCUUUACGGUGCAACUCUCUUGCUUCUCUGGUCGCAGCCAGCGUACGGCGAUGUGAGCUAUUCUCUCGCCGAGGAGAUGAAACGCGGAACUGUGAUCGGAAACAUAGCAAAGGACCUAGGAUUGGAAGUCUCUAGACUAUCCUCUCGCAAGGCCCGGCUGGAUGCGGAGGGAAACCGCGGACGGUAUUGUGAGGUGAAUCUCAACACUGGGGAGCUGCUGGUCGCCGACCGCAUUGACAGGGAGGUGCUGUGCGGGGAGAAAAUAUCGUGCGUCUUGAAAUCUGAAUUGAUCCUCGAGAAUCCACUGGAGCUCCACCGCGUAGCGAUCCAAGUUCAAGACGUCAACGACAAUGCGCCCCUUUUUCCAAAGGACACAAUCAAAUUGGAAAUAAUGGAGUCGGCCUCUAAAGGCUCUCGCUACAGGGUGAACGCUGCGCACGACGCCGACAUCGGACAAAACGCGGUGCAGAAGUAUGUUUUACAACCCAACGACAUCUUUGUUUUGAAUGUGCUGGUGAAUUCUGUCGGUAGUAAAUACAGCGAGUUGGUGUUGAACAGGGAUUUGGAUCGGGAGGAGCAGCGUGAGAUAACGUUAGUGGUCACGGCGCUGGAUGGCGGCUCUCCGCAAAGAUCUGGCACUGCAGUGAUACAGGUCACCGUGCUGGAUGCUAAUGAUAACGCCCCGGUGUUUAGCCAGGCCGUGUAUGAAGCCAGUCUGCCCGAGAACUCCCCCCUGGGUACCACCGUGGUUAAAGUCAGCGCUACUGAUGCAGACGAGGGGGUGAAUGGAGAGGUGACGUACGAAUUUAGCGGUUUAACUGACAUGGCGAAAAAUAUGUUUUCUUUAAACAAACAAACUGGAGAAAUAUUAGUUCACGGAAGUAUUGAUUAUGAGGAAGAAUCGAAAUUUGAAAUACUGAUCGAAGGAAAGGACACGUAUGGGCUUUCCUCAGAAACAAAAGUGGUAAUAGAUAUCACUGAUGUGAAUGAUAAUACACCAGUGAUUAAUCUUAAAUCGCUGGCUAACUCAUUACCAGAGAAUGCACCGCCGGGUACAGAGGUGGGCAUCAUUAAUGUGCAGGAUAGAGACUCCGAGAAUAACCAACAGGUCCGCUGCUCCAUUCGGCAGAACGUCCCUUUUAAAUUGGUUCCCUCCAUCAAAAACUAUUAUUCUCUGGUGACGACGAGCCCACUAGACCGUGAACUAGUGUCUGAUUACAACAUCACAAUCACUGCUACUGAUGAGGGCUCUCCUCCUCUUUCCUCCUCUAAAAGUGUUCACUUAUCUGUAGCUGACGUCAACGACAACCCACCUGUGUUUGAGGAGCAGUCCUACAACGCCUACGUGACUGAAAACAACAAACCUGGAUCUACUUUAUGUUCCGUUAGUGCCCUAGACCCAGACUGGAGACAAAACGGUACAGUGAUUUAUUCUCUUUUACCUGGGGAGGUGAACGGUGCCCCGGUGUCCUCCUAUCUCUCCGUUAACGGAGACACGGGGCUGAUCCACGCUGUCAGGUCGUUGGAUUAUGAACAGUUCAGGAGCUUUAAAGUUCACGUGAUGGCGCGAGACAACGGUUCUCCUCCACUCAGCAGCAACGUGACCGUCAGUGUCUUCAUAACGGAUGUGAAUGACAACUCUCCUCAGAUACUUUACCCCGCCCCGGAGGGACACUCCUUCAUGACUGAACUCGUCCCCAAAGCAGCUCACGGGGGCUCUCUGGUGUCCAAGGUGAUAGCGGUGGAUGCAGACUCCGGACAGAACGCCUGGCUGUCCUAUCAUAUAGUCAAAUCCACUGAUCCGGGACUUUUCACUAUUGGUCUCCACAGUGGAGAGAUCAGGACACAGCGGGACAUUUCUGAAUCUGACAACAUGAAACAGAAUCUUAUUGUGGCAGUGAAAGAUAACGGACAGCCCUCUCUGUCUGCCACCUGUUCCAUGUAUUUACUGAUUUCUGAUAACUUGGCUGAAGUGCCAGAACUGAAAGACAUGUCUUAUGAUGAGACUAACUCCAAACUGACCUCUUAUCUGAUCAUCGCGCUGGUGUCAGUCUCCACCUUUUUCCUGACCUUCAUUAUUGUCAUCCUGGGUGUGAGGUUUUGUCGCAGGAGAAAACCCAGACUGUUGUUUGAUGGAGCGGUGGCCAUCCCCAGUGCUUAUCUGCCUCCUAAUUACGCAGAAGUUGACGGAACAGGAACUUUACGCAGCACUUACAAUUAUGACGCUUAUCUGACAACGGGAUCUAGAACCAGUGACUUCAAGUUUGUCAGCUCUUAUAAUGACAACACACUGCCUGCAGACCAGACUAUGAGGAAAACGCCAUCUGAUCUUGUCGAGGUAUUUGGGAAGUUCGACGACUCACCUGAGAGUGGUUGUUAUUGGGGUGAGUUAUCUGUGCGCUCUCCCUCCAGCCUCUCGGUGCAUGGAGAGCUGUGUCCUCUCCUUCUCUGCUCCAUGCUGGACUGCUACAGUUCGUAA
Molecule: messenger RNA, 2511 nt
Organism: Lampris incognitus (smalleye Pacific opah)
Lineage: Eukaryota; Metazoa; Chordata; Actinopteri; Lampriformes; Lampridae
Product: protocadherin beta-7-like
Exons: 2
Coding region: 1-2511 (836 amino acids)
Biological process (GO): homophilic cell-cell adhesion
Cellular component (GO): plasma membrane
Molecular function (GO): calcium ion binding
Source: RefSeq, a predicted model, not a curated record